Cornus florida is the source of this 789-nucleotide messenger RNA. Its product is annotated as expansin-like A1. The transcript is spliced from 5 exons. Gene Ontology annotation, cellular component: extracellular region; plasmodesma; plant-type cell wall. NCBI's taxonomy places the organism in Eukaryota, Viridiplantae, Streptophyta, Magnoliopsida, Cornales, Cornaceae. The record is from RefSeq and is a predicted model, not a curated record. Bases 10 to 789 code for a protein of 259 amino acids.
AAGUAAAUAAUGUCUCUGUUUCUUUUCUUCCUCCUCUUCCUUGCAUCCUAUACCAAUGCUUGUGAUCGAUGUCUGCAUCAAGCCAAGGUUGCUUACUUCACCAAAGCUUCUCUACUUUCAUCUGGAGCUUGUGGGUAUGGUUCAUUGGCUAUGGACUUCAGUGGUGGAGCCCUUGCAGCUGCCGUUCCCAACCAUUACAAAAAUGGAGCUGGUUGUGGUGCAUGCUUUCAGAUAAGAUGCAAGCACACAAAACUGUGUACAAAACAAGGGACUCAAGUGACAGUAACUGAUCUCAAUCACAACAACCCAAUAGAUUUUGUUCUCAGCAGCAGUGCUUUCAUGGCCAUGGCCAAGAAUGGUAUCGGCCAAGACAUGCUAAGACUUGGAAUUGUUGACGUGGAAUAUAAAAGAGUAGCUUGUGGCUACAAAAAUGGGAAUUUGUGUAUCCGGGUAGAAGAAACAAGCAAAAGGCAGCGUUAUUUAGCAAUAAAAUUCCUGAACCAAGGUGGCCAAACUGAAAUUGUAGCAGUUGAUGUAGCUCAGGUUGGAUCAACAAAGUGGAGUUGGAUGAUCCGAGCAAACGGGAGUAUUUGGUCAGCAAGUAGUGUUCCUGAGGGAGCUUUGCAGUUUCGGAUGGUGAUAACGUCCGGAUACGACGGAAAGUGGGUGUGGGCAAGGAAUGUGGUUCUGGAUAAUUGGUCUAAUGGGGUGAUAUAUGAUUCUGGAAUUCAGAUCAACGACAUUGCACAAGAGGGUUGUGCACCUUGGGAUGAUGAGAUAUGGAAAUGA